AUGCCUUACUCAUCAUUACGCCCUUACUCAGCAGCGCAAAGCGAGACAAAUAGAUACAAAAGCUUCCUCAGCGACGACUGGGAGCUCCAUUCAUCCCCCCGUUCUGCGACUAGAAGAAGAAGAAAAAUGGGUCGUCGUCCCGCUCGCUGCUACCGCUACUGCAAGAACAAGCCGUACCCCAAAUCGAGGUACAACCGUGGUGUUCCCGAUCCCAAGAUCAAAAUCUUCGAUCUGGGCCGUAAACGCGCCAACGUCGACGAGUUCCCCUUCUGCUGCCACCUGGUGUCGGACGAGUACGAGCAGCUGUCGAGCGAGGCGCUGGAGGCCGCGCGUAUCUGCGCCAACAAGUAUGUGACGAAGACGUCGGGCAAGGACUCGUUCCACCUUCGCGUGCGCGUGCAUCCCUUCCACGUUAUCCGUAUCAACAAGAUGUUGUCCUGCGCCGGUGCUGAUCGACUGCAAACCGGCAUGCGCGGGGCUUGGGGCAAGCCGUACGGCACGGUCGCGCGUGUGGACAUUGGGCAAAUCAUCCUGUCGAUCCGGUGCAAGGAGCAGAACGCGCCGGUCAUUAUGGAGGCGCUGCGUCGCGCACGCUACAAGUUCCCCGGCAGGCAGAAGAUUAUCGUGUCGAAGAAGUGGGGAUUCACGAAUGUUGACAAGGGCGAGUACCAGAAGCUGAAGGCGGACAAGAAGGUGUUGCAGGACGGAGCGUAUGUACAGUUCAUUCGGCCCAAGGGCCCCUUGGAGCAGAACCUUCGCAACCAGCUUCGGGCGUGA
Molecule: messenger RNA, 777 nt
Organism: Cyclocybe aegerita
Lineage: Eukaryota; Fungi; Basidiomycota; Agaricomycetes; Agaricales; Hemipholiotaceae
Source: the annotation of a GenBank genome assembly